This is a messenger RNA of Macrobrachium nipponense, 435 nucleotides long. RefSeq names its product cuticle protein AMP2-like. NCBI's taxonomy places the organism in Eukaryota, Metazoa, Arthropoda, Malacostraca, Decapoda, Palaemonidae. The record is from RefSeq and is a predicted model, not a curated record. The coding region runs from base 1 to 435 and encodes 144 amino acids. The transcript is spliced from 2 exons.
AUGACGCCAGACAUUUGUUUUCAUUCUCUUCUUCUUUUCACCGGCGAUCGUCGUCUUCCUCGGCCUGGUGGCCGUGUCCCUGGCCUCUCCCCAAAUCCAGGACCGCGUCGUGGCCUCCUGCGGGACGACAGAGUCGACCAGGGCGACGGCAACUUCAACUACGCCUUUUGCCGCCGACAACGGCCUCGAGAUGGAGGUGUCCGCGCCCCAGGAGCCGAAGGUGCCGUCAGCAUGAGGGAUAUUAUACUGCCCCUGGAAUCUGGAGGAGUCACCCGCGUUGAGUUCGUGGCCGACGGAGCUGGAUUCCAGCCUUCCAGCGACAUCCUGCCAACUCCUCACCCUCUCCCUGAACACGUCCGGGAACUGCUCAGCAUUGCUGAGGAAUUCCGCAGACAGGGAGUCCAGUUCGACGACCAAGGACGACGCAUCAACUAA